AUGGUAUCAACCGGAAUGCCAGAUGUAAAUAAAAAUGAGUUAUGCAAAGAGGCAGCCACAGAAUGGCAAUCCAUAGAACCAAUUCGUCAUAAUGCGGCAGCACAAAAAAAAAGUUUUAAAACAAUCAAAAACUUAGAAUCAGAAUUGUCAGAAUUAGAGCAAAUGGCUGUAAUAACGACUAAUUCUCAGUGCUAUAACAGCCUUAGCUCUCAGAUAACUGAAAUUAAAAAAAAUAUUACUGAAGAAGAAGAAUGGCUUAAAAAACUCAAAAGACAUAUGUUUAAAAAACUUGCAGGAGUUACAUUAGAAAUUGAUCAUUUUGAAAACUAUCUAAACUCUCAGGGUGAAAUUUGUGAUCAUGAUUUAGGACUUUACCCUAUUUAUGGAAAACCUGUAUAUGUUGAGUACGUUGAUAAAGAAAGCAAUUCAUGUGCUGAAGUUGAAUUCACAACACCAGAAAAUACAGAUGCACCAAGUUUAAAAGAAAAGAAUUUACCUCGAUCUCAAGCUAAUUCGGCAACUUUCGAUGAUUUUUCUCUGUUACCUUCAUUAUCUAAAGCUUGGCUACAGGUUGUAAUCGUGCAGUCUCAAUCCCUUUCUGAUAUUGAAUAG
Dentiscutata erythropus is the source of this 612-nucleotide messenger RNA. The record is from the annotation of a GenBank genome assembly. NCBI's taxonomy places the organism in Eukaryota, Fungi, Glomeromycota, Glomeromycetes, Diversisporales, Gigasporaceae.